Molecule: messenger RNA, 1750 nt
Organism: Chlamydomonas reinhardtii
Lineage: Eukaryota; Viridiplantae; Chlorophyta; Chlorophyceae; Chlamydomonadales; Chlamydomonadaceae
Exons: 11
Coding region: 120-1568 (482 amino acids)
Molecular function (GO): NAD-dependent protein lysine deacetylase activity; NAD+ binding
Source: RefSeq, a predicted model, not a curated record
CGCGAUCAAGAACUCGCCUUUCGUCGCCUGAGGCAUCCAUAAAUCAACCGCGGUUUGACAAAUCAUUCAAUCCAAUCACAGUGAAUUCAUCGCCGUUGCCAUCCACGCGACAAGUCCCAAUGGAGAUGUUGCAUCGCUGUUUCCGAGUCCGGGCGAACGCUGGCCUGCCGGCGCAACGGGGGUGGCAGGCCGUCGGACCCGCGCUCCAUGCCCGCAGCAGCCCCGGCCAGGGUGACGUGUGCCCGGGGGCGGCGGCGGCGCUUCGUGGCGUUGCUGCGUCAGCUUUGGCGGCGGCAGCCGCCCCCGCCGCCCCGCCGGCCGACGCGCGCGCUUUGGACGAGCUGGCUGACAUCAUCCACGGCAGCAGCAGGCUCGUGGUGCUGACCGGCGCCGGCUGCAGCACGGAGUCAGGCGUUCCCGACUACCGCUCUCCCCAGGGCGCCUACUCCACCGGCUUCAAGCCCAUGACGCACCAGCAGUUCCUGGCCUCCCCCGCCAACAGGGCCAGGUACUGGGCCAGGUCCUUCUACGGCUGGCCGCGCUUCUCCGCCACCCAGCCCAACUCGGCACACGUGGCGCUGGCGGAGCUGGAACAGCGGGGCUGGGUUCAGGGCCUCAUCACCCAGAACGUGGACCGGCUCCACACCGCCGCCGGCAGCCGCAACGUCAUCGAGCUGCACGGCUCGUCGCACGACGUGAUCUGCCUCGGCUGCGGCCGGCGCAGCUCGCGGCACGCCGUGCAGGCCCAGCUGGCGGCGCUCAACCCGGCGGCGGCGGCGCACGUGGCCCAGCUGGCGGCGGCGCCGCCGGACGUGCGGCGAGAGCGGGAGCAGGCACUGCGUGUGGGCACCAGCGGCGACGCCUUUCGUGUGGCUGUUGCUCCCGCCACAAGCGCCAGCAGCGGCGCCGGCAGUAGCAGUGGGGCCGGCGGCGUGGGCCUGCAGCGGCCGGACGGGGAUGUGGAGCUGGCGGACGCAGGCGUGGGCUUCACACUGGCAACCUGCAGCGGCUGCGGCGACGGGCCGCUCAAACCGGACGUCGUAUUCUUUGGCGACAACAUCCCGCCCGAGCGCAAGGACAGUGCCAGCCACGCCCUUGGCAUCAGCCGCCGCUGCCAAUCCAUGCCAGCAGUGCAGACUUGGUCUGCCGCAGGUGGCAGCGCGGGCAGCGGCAGGGCCAAGGCCGCAGGCCAGCACCUUUGGUCACAGAAGACCAAGUCUGCACUGCUGGCAUGGCUGGAGGAGCAGGGUCAGGGCAAGCGCUUGAACUGGGCCAAAGCAGUUCAGCACUUGCAGGCGCUAGACUGCAAGUUGCCGCCAGACAAGACUUCGGCCGCGGAUCUGGCUGGCGGCUGCGACGCGCUGCUGGUGGUGGGGAGCAGCGUGCAGGUGUACAGCGCAUUCCGCCUCGUGGAGGCCGCGCGGGGCGCUGGGGCGCGCGUGCUGAUUGUCAACGUGGGGCCCACACGCGCCGACAAGCUGGCGGACUUCAAGCUGGAGGCACGCGCUGGCGAGGUGCUGACGCGCCUGAGCCGUCACCCCCAGCUACUGCUUCCCCGACUCAGCUGAAGUGCGGAGCUGCGCAACGCCGAGCUGCUCGCUCCAGAAGACUCUACUCAAGGUGGGACCUGGCAGCAAAUAGCUCUGUAAGUCCCCAAGCGGACUGGCUGAUGGGCGAAUGGGCGCGGAAUGGUGACACCGGAUGGGCGGAUGGGCCGCAUCACCGCAUGGUCACUUGACAUCAGGGCUCU